Sphaerulina musiva SO2202 is the source of this 3076-nucleotide messenger RNA. RefSeq lists its product as uncharacterized. The transcript has a single exon. Lineage: Eukaryota; Fungi; Ascomycota; Dothideomycetes; Mycosphaerellales; Mycosphaerellaceae. The record is from RefSeq and is a predicted model, not a curated record. Gene Ontology annotation, cellular component: Rpd3L complex; nucleus; Rpd3L-Expanded complex. Gene Ontology annotation, biological process: regulation of DNA-templated transcription. Bases 295 to 2973 code for a protein of 892 amino acids.
CCCGAGCAGACAUGGCGCUCCAUUGACGAUCGUCGCACGUGGCCUGGCCUGGCGUAGCUACCUUACCUUGCCGACUAGGUUAAGGUACUUUCUCUCCAUCCAUCGGCCACACGACUCGACUUUCGCGCGCGCGUUCGCCGGCGUGUGAGGAGAGCUACCUUAGCUCUUCUGCUUCUGCUUCUUCUUCUUCUUGCCUUCCGUCUUCUCUGCUCCUCCUCCUCCUCCUCUUCGGCUUCUUUAUCCUUGACGCUUCCGCAUACACUGCACUGCGUGCGCAGUCUCCCCCUCCCCACCAUGGCGCCGCCCAUGUCGCAGUUGCGCAAGUCAUCGACUGCGACAGACGCCCACUACAACAAUCCGCACCAUGCCCACCCGAGCCACAAUGGCGCACCUCCACGCACCACGGCCAGCGGCAGAGCAAUUCGGACCAACACGACACGACCCGCCAACUACUACGCCCGGCCAUUCGGCUCCAUGAGCGCCGGUGUUGACAACGACGCGAACAUGGCUGACCAGUCCACGCAGCCGACGGGCUUCUUCCCAGCAUUGACCUUCUUCACUGACGCCGUCACCGCGCUGCCGAAAGAGGUCAUGAAGCACUUUACGCUCAUGAAAGAGGUGGAAGCCAAGAUAUACAACCCCACCGACCAGUUGGGAGACCUGAUCGACACUCUCAUGUUACAGCCAGUGCCCGCGCGCAAACAGGCCGCGAGUACGGGAGCUCCAGCUGCGACGGCGCCGGGACUGCUCAGCUUGACUGCCAAUAACAGCACCACGGACAGUGCAGCUGUGAGUCUGGUCAAUGGAGUAGGAGGUCGACACAGCGCGCAGUCUUCCAUGGCAGGAUCACUGGAUGGCACCGAUGUACCUGCCGGCGAAGAAGAGCUUCGACGACGACACCAAUACCAAGAACUUCGAAUGCUGGCUCACGGCAUGCUCAGUAACCUAGACGAGAAAAUUGUGGUACUCAACGAGGCCAAUCGCGUUCUGAGCCUGCAGAACAAGCGCAUCGACUCGGUGAUGCCCCAUGUGGAAGGCGAAAUCAGUGAAGAGGCGCGCUUGGGUAGCACGACGCAUUGGGCAUAUAGUGAGAAUCGACAGAAGACGAAAGCGGCAGCGGCAGGCGCGAACAGACCUCGAGACGUGGCUGCGACCAAUAACCUGGCGGCGGCGGCGGCAGCGAUGCAUGAAGUCGAUAUUGCGAAUGCGAGAAACGACGCGCAGAGAGAAGCAGCGAGCGCUGGCAGGGGAAAGGGAAAGGGCAAACGAGCGCCAGAGCCCGUAGGCGACUCGGAUUUUGACGAUACAGUGAAGCCACGAAAAGCUCCCAAGGUCGGCAAAGGAAAAGUAGCGGCUGCCGCCGCGAAUGCUACGGGCUUGGGCAUUUCGACCAACGGCGAGCCAGCGCCGGUCAAGAGGCGCAAGAACGCAGAAAAGGCACCCGCCAUGGAGCGGCAAGCGUCGACGCAAAAGAAUGCCAAGGGCAAGGAUACGCCACGAAGUACGCCAGCGAACGAUCUUACAGUUCCCAAGGCCAAAGUCGCAAAGACGAAGCCUGCUCCCACGAAGGCCAAGAAGACGGCUGUGAAUUCCGCGCAGAACAGCCCCAUGUUGGCCAGCAGUCCACUGGCUUCCUCUUUUAAUCCUGCGUUCAUAGAAGCUCCUCCCGGCCCCCGAACGCAAAGCUCACGACUUCGACAGAACAGCAUCGCGACGAACUUGCGACACGAGCGAUUACAGGACGAAGACAGCGCCGCCAGCCGGCCUGGAUCGGCAGGAGGCAAGACGAACGGGAAUGGCAUGGCCGAAAAGACGAAUGGACGGAAAAAGGUCCAGGAGACAACAGAAGAACAUGAUGACAAUACAGGCGACGAGCAAGGCUUGCAGACACGUGUUGCUCGCGAGGUUAGCCAAAAGCUCAAGCGUGAAGAUGCUGACAAUGUGGAUACCGGCAGUGGUACCGAGCGAGGGCGGCCGGCGACGUCGCGCGCUGGUAGUGAGAAGGGCAAGAAUGGCGGGCGAGGCUCCAAAGUGGGUACACCCAAGACCGACUCCUUCCCAGCAUCUGCGACAGUUGGAUCCGCUGCGAUUGCACGAAUCCGAAGUUCACGACGACCCCGAACAGGAGAGAGUGGAGAUGGAGACUCCAGCUCCUCGGAAGCGCAGAUGCCAGGGGCAAGCACUUCCAAGCACAGAAGGAACGCUAGUAACAGUCAUCUUGUGAAACAGCUUGCGCCAUUUAAUAAAUCGCCGAACCUCGAUCGACACCAACUGGACGAUGACGACGAGAAAGGGGAUGACGAGGAGGAGGACAGCUCUGCACGCGAGGAGAAAGUGGAUGAGAAUGGCAAUGUGGAAGACGAGGCCGACGCCGAAGCCAAACGACAUACCCGACGAUCGACGACACGAAGGCCCGUCUCACGACGUAAUACCAUCAACUCUCCGCAACUUCAGAGCUCGCCAGCCCCCAUGGAAGAGUCUCGUGAGAGUUCUCCUGCUGCUUCACCCCCUCCAGUUAGCACUAGGCAAUCUACAAGAUCUUCAGGUCGUAAUGACCACACUGCCCGCAGCGAGAAUGGCUACUCUGCAGCGCAGCCUCAUGCGGAUGAGCCUCCUGCAUUGGAAGAGGACGUCAGUGAAGAUGAAGAAGAAACUCAAGCCGAACCGGAAGAGCCCGAAGAAGAUGCAGCAGCCCCCGAAGCCGAUAAUGAGAAUGAGAAUGAUGACAGCGAACAUGAUCCUGAUGACCCCAACGAGCAGAAGUACUGCUAUUGUAAUCGUGGUUCAUAUGGCGAAAUGGUGGCUUGCGACAAUGAUAAUUGUCCGAAGGAAUGGUUUCAUCUGGGAUGCACAGGAUUGCGAGAAGCUCCCUCUCCGGACGAGAGUUGGUUUUGUCGAGAGUGCCGACCUCGACCUGGGAGGGCUAGAGGCGGGAGGGGUGGCAGAGGUGGCAGAGGCGGUCUACAGUCUUAGGAAGGCUCGUUGCACCUGCGUCGCGAGGAAGAAAAUGGGUGGGAGCUGGCGAAUCAGAUUCGCAUUGCGCAGGGCCUUCGCGGGCGGAGAGGACGAGGAGGCU